Messenger RNA from Nanorana parkeri, 1200 nucleotides. RefSeq names its product cGMP-dependent protein kinase 2-like. Gene Ontology annotation, biological process: protein phosphorylation. Gene Ontology annotation, molecular function: ATP binding; cGMP-dependent protein kinase activity. The record is from RefSeq and is a predicted model, not a curated record. The transcript has 11 exons. NCBI's taxonomy places the organism in Eukaryota, Metazoa, Chordata, Amphibia, Anura, Dicroglossidae. Bases 79 to 1200 code for a protein of 373 amino acids.
GAUGUCCGUUCCGCCAACAUCAUAGCCGAUGAGGAUGACACGCAUUGCCUUGUCGUUGACAGAGACACUUUUAAUCAGAUGGUUGGAACCUACCAGGAGCUACAGACAUAUUUGCGGGAGUAUGUGUUCCAGCUGGCACUUAGUGACCACGACCGAAGAAAUGCCAGGAAAAAGAGCCUUCAUCAUUCAGUGUCCCGAGAUAACUCCGAGGUCAACCAGCUCAGAGAGUUGGUAUCCAGGUUCUCCAGCACUUCCCCUUUCCCUUACUUGGAUGUUAUCACCACACUUGGGACUGGAGGAUUUGGGCGUGUUGAGCUGGUGAAAUUAAAGGAUGAAGAUAUGACCUUUGCACUAAAGUGCAUCAAGAAGAAGCAUAUAGUGGACACACAUCAACAAGAACACGUGUAUUGGGAGAAGAACAUACUGCAGCAGAUCAACUGUCCGUUCAUCAUCAGGCUCUACAGAACUUUCAGGGAUGCCAAAUAUGUCUAUAUGCUGCUGGAGGUGUGUCUUGGAGGGGAGCUCUGGAGCAUUCUACGAGACACGGGAUCUUUUGAGGAAGGGACUGCCAGAUUUUGCAUUGGGUGUGUUUUGGAGGCCUUCGACUACUUACACAAUCGAGGAAUUGUUUACAGAGACCUCAAGCCAGAGAAUCUCCUCCUUGAUUCUGAAGGAUAUAUUAAAGUGGUAGACUUUGGGUUUGCAAAAAAGAUUGGGCCAGGAAAAAAGACCUGGACGUUUUGCGGCACACCAGAGUAUGUAGCCCCAGAGAUCAUCAUGAACAGAGGACAUGACUUUGGAGCAGAUUAUUGGUCUCUGGGUAUACUCAUCUAUGAGCUCUUGACCGGAAGCCCACCUUUCUCAGGGACAGAUCCAAUCAAAAUUUAUAACAUGGUGUUGAAAGGAAUUGAAAAGGUAGACUUCCCACACCGCAUUGGACGUCGUUCUGAAGAUCUGAUCCGUAGGUUGUGCAGGAUUAAUCCAGCAGAAAGACUCGGUAACCGGAAAAACGGCAUCAGUGACAUUAGAAAGCAUAAGUGGUUCCAAGGCUUUAACUGGGAAGGCCUACGUAACCGGAAACUACUUUCACCGCUGAAAAGAGAGAUCAAGUCAAUCACAGAUCACAGCUAUUUUGACACUUUUCUGCCUGAAGCCGAAGAUCCACCAGAUGAGUUAUCCGGAUGGGACAAGAACUUUUGA